GUAGUUUUAUUUCCUUGCUUGAAUCACUUGGGCACAUGGUGGUGGUCUGGUCGGCGCCGCUGCGGUGAACAUUUUCAAGAUACGUUUGUAAACACACAUGUCUACGAAUAAUAAGAAAAAUAUUAUACUCCACGAGUGAUUAUAAUUUACGAAUUAUGACUGAAGUGAAUCAGGGAUUUAUCGUGGUUCAUGUUGGUGCAGGUCAGCAUGCGGAUUCCUUAAAGCCUAUGUAUAGGAAGUUGUGUAGAGAAGCAUGUAAAGAGGGAUUGGGGCAUUUGGAAAAAAUUGGUGGAACUUCGGUAGAUGCUGUUGUUGAGGCAACAGCUGUUUUGGAAAAUUCUCCACUCACCAAUGCAGGAUUUGGUUCCAAUUUAACGCUAAACGGUGACGUCGAAUGUGAUGCAAGUGUUAUGGAUGGUUCAAAUUGUCUCUUUGGAGCAUUGGGUGCUGUCAGCGGCAUCAAGAAUCCAAUUGUGUUAGCAAAAUAUUUGUGCCAACAGCAGCUUCGGAAAAGGACACACGGUAGAAUCCCACCUAGUUUCUUGGUUGGUUCGGGCGCGCACGUGUGGGCCAAUGAAAUGGGAAUUCAGACUGUGCCAGUGGAUGAGCUAAUAUCAGACAAAGCCCGAAAAGUAUAUGCACACUAUAAACGAAAGCUGGACGUACAGCAUAAAGGAAUUCAUGAGCUGGUGAAAAAAAGAAUGGAUACAGUUGGUGCUGUCUGUGUUGACCGUUAUGGAAACGUCGCUGCGGCCUGUUCAAGCGGAGGAAUUAUUUUGAAGUAUCCAGGAAGAGUUGGACAGGCUGGUGUUUGGGGAUGUGGUGCUUGGGCCCGGAAUGGUAAUUGUUCUGUUGCUUCAAGUACUUCUGGAUGCGGAGAACAUCUCAUCCGAACGACGUUAGCGAGAACACUCGCUGAAGCUGUUGUGAAUAGUAGUUGCCCAACGACAACCAUCCAUCAAACCAUGAAAAAGAAAUUCAUCGAAUCAGAUUUUUUGGGUGGAGUCAAACAAAAACUUGGUGGAGCAAUUAUCGUACGCUACUCUCCCCACGAGCGGUUCGGUGACGUAUUAUGGACCCAUACUACAAAUUCAAUGAUAGUCGGUUACAUGAAUACGAAAAACAAAGUAGCCAAGAGUCAAACAUCGACGCUCGGGGCACUGGAAGUCGGCAGGAUAGCUACAGUUGGAGGGGUCGGUUUCAAAUUGUAAACAUUCAUUGGCAAACGUCAAACAAAGAUCCUAAAAUUUUAAACAUACUUUUGUUUCUUUAGCAUCUAAGUUUGUUAGUGAAGAAUACGAAAUAAGGUCGCGCUCGAAAAUAAUGUGGAUAAGAAUUUGUUUACGUCGACAGGAAAUCGAGAGUUGAAUUUCCUCUAACUUUCCACUCCUGCUGAUAAUAAAUAAGUACAGACAAUCGUUUCAUACUGUUUGCUGAGGGCAAAUUAAUUAUGCAGGAAAUAAAAAAAAAUUAGCGCCCCACUAUUACAACUGAGAAAUCACAAAACAUCGACAAGCAAUUUGACAACUUUAUUAUUGCACAAAGUUGCAUGUGUUAAAAAGAUCUCAAAAAUGACUGCAUUUUCUACGAAGUUCUGAAUGCUGAGAAUUUUUAUUAAAUAAAAUGAUUGCGUGAAUAUUA
Molecule: messenger RNA, 1641 nt
Organism: Venturia canescens
Lineage: Eukaryota; Metazoa; Arthropoda; Insecta; Hymenoptera; Ichneumonidae
Gene: Tasp1
Product: threonine aspartase 1-like
Exons: 9
Coding region: 156-1211 (351 amino acids)
Biological process (GO): protein maturation
Cellular component (GO): cytoplasm
Molecular function (GO): threonine-type endopeptidase activity; beta-aspartyl-peptidase activity; asparaginase activity
Source: RefSeq, a predicted model, not a curated record